Rotaria sp. Silwood1 is the source of this 2343-nucleotide messenger RNA. The record is from the annotation of a GenBank genome assembly. NCBI's taxonomy places the organism in Eukaryota, Metazoa, Rotifera, Eurotatoria, Philodinida, Philodinidae.
AUGAAAACAAAAUCCACUGAAACAAAAACAGAGAGUUCAACUAAAGAAAAAAAUUCAUCUGAAUGUCCAUUUGAUUUUGAUGUAUGUCGAAAAGCAUUAAUAGCUCUUAAAAAAAUUAUAAAUAAUGCUCAACAAGGUCAUAAACAAUUAUUAGAUGAAUCAACACCAAUAAGUCUUUAUCUUCACGUACACAAAAUACCUCGAUGUACUUAUCUUCGUCUUUCAUCUCAAUUACCUCAUCCAUUUAUUCAACAAGAUACACGUGAUGUAUGUCUUUUUGUACGUGAUGAUGAUAUUAAUGGUCGAGAAUAUGAAUCAACAAUACGUCGUUAUAAAUCCAUGAUUGAUCAAUUUAAACUGCCAUUCAAUGUUGAAAUCAUGACACUUAAACAACUUAAUCAAGAAUUAGUUCCAUAUGAAGCUAAACGAAAAUUAUGUUCACGUUAUGAUCUUUUUCUUGCUGAUCGACGUAUAAUGACAUCAUUAAUGCGUGGUCAAUUACUUGGUAAACAUUUUCGGUAUCAUGGAAAAAUGCCAUUAGGUAUCAAUGUUUUUAAUAAAGAUUUUAAACAACGUUUAUUAUCAUUGUGUUCAUCAACAUAUGGUCGUAUGGCUGGUACGGGACCACUUUUUUCUAUACAAUUUACAACUGUUAAACAAUCUAUUGAGCAUGGUAUUGAAAAUCUUAAAACAAUCUGUCAAACUAUUGAUAAAGAAUUACCUGGUAGUUGGUUCAAUAUUGACCACGCUUAUUUAUAUGGAAAUAAUUUACAAUCAUUACCAAUUUAUUAUAGUACACAUAAUAAAAAUGAUGUUAAAAAAUUAAAUCUUCCAUUAAAUAAUCAUAAUGAAUUAACAGAAAUAGGUGAAUUAUCAACAUUGGAAAAAAAUCUUAAUGUUAUUGUAGAACCAAGUGGAAAUAUACAUUUAACAAAAAGAACUAAAUUAAGCAAUAAUGUUAACAAGAAAAAACCAAUAAAACGUUUACAAAAAACAUGGAUUAAAGGUAUACAACAACAACAACAACUACGUUCAACAAAAACUAAAUCAAAAAAAGAAAAGAAAAUUAAUAAAGAUGAAGAUUUACCAGUUUUUAAUACUGAUAAUAAACCUUUAGUUGAUACUGCAUUUGUUAAACGUGUUGCUGACACUAAACUUGCCAAGAAAAAUGAAAAACCAAAACAUAUUGAACAAAAUUAUGCUAGUAAACCAGCACCGAAAGCUGAAAAACGAAAACGUCUUUUAGCUGCUGUUAAACAAGCCUCAAAAGAAAAUGAAAAUGAUGAUAAUGAUGUACCAACAUUAAUUGAUGCUAGUGAAGAACGAAAAAUAAAAAGUGGUGGAAGAAGUUUUCAUACAUCAUCAAAUAAAAAUGAACCAGAAUUACCAAUCAAUACACGAACUACUCGAAACAUACAAUCAAGUAUUAUUCCACCAGUAACUGUAUCUCUAUUAUCGAAAAUCGAUGUUUUAUUGCCAAUUGUUGUUUUUGCUUGUAAUCGGCCACGUGCUCUUCAAAUUCACAUUGAAGCUCUGCUUAAAAUUCGAAAAAAUACUGAAUUAAAUCCAAUAAUUAUUAGUUUAGAUUGUCAAGACAGUGCAACAAUUCAAGUUGCCAAAAGUUUCGGUGAUAAAAUUAAAACAAUUAUUGAAUUACCAGAUCUUGGUCCUCUUGAGGUUCCUGCAAACGAGAAUCAAUUAUCUGGAUAUUAUAGGAUAGCACGUCACUAUGGUUAUUCACUUAAUCAUGUUCUGAAUGUACUUAAUUAUGAAGCUAUAAUUAUUACUGAAGAUGAUUUAGAAGUUUCACCUGAUUUUCUCGAUUAUUUUCAAGCACUUUAUCCAUUAUUGAAAUAUGAUAAAACUGUUUGGUGUAUAUCAGCAUGGAAUGAUAAUGGUAUUGAUAAAAAAAUUGAUCGUCAAGCAAAUCUUCUUCAUCGUAGUGAUUUUUUUCCUGGUCUUGGUUGGUUGUUAACAAAGACAGUAUGGAAUGAAAUAAAAGAUAAAUGGCCAAAAGCUUUUUGGGAUGACUGGAUGAGAAAACCGGAACAACGUCGUGAUCGAGCAUGUAUUCGACCAGAAGUUUCACGUACAGGUAUAUCAUCGGAAGGUAAAAAAGGUGUUAGUGGAGGUCAAUUUUAUGAUCAUUACUUGAAGAAAAUAAACAAAAAUACUGAUCCUAUUGAUUGGAAAACUAUUGAUAUUAGCUAUCUUGUCAAAGAUCGAUAUGAUAAAAAGUUUCAAGCUCGUAUUGAUACUUGUCCUGUGAUAACAUUAUCUGAUUUAAAUCAAAUGAAUAAUGAUACUAAAUGUGCACAAUUACGUUAUAGUAAAAUUAAAUAA